AUGAACGCAUAUGCGUAUCGAGCACUCGAGGGCCCGGAAUACAUCAGACUCAUUGUGCUGCAACCAGCUUUGUCCAAGGCCACACCUCUACGAAUAGACUUUGUUUCAUCAAAACUCGAAGAUGUCGAAGGAGAUUACGACGCUGUUUCUUACACGUGGGGAGAACCAGUUUUGACGUUUCCCUUAUAUGUUGGCGAGGACGGCAUGCAGGUCUACGUUACGGAAAAUCUCGAUCGGGCACUUCGAUACCUACGCUACGAAACUCGCGAACGACUGCUUUGGGCUGAUGCUGCGUGCAUCAAUCAGAAAGAUAAUGAAGAAAAAGCGAUUCAAAUACCUUUAAUGGUCCAAAUCUUCCGAGGUGCGAGGAGAGUGAUGGCUUGGCUUGAUCCUGGCGGCGAUACUACGGUCGAGCAGAAAGGCAUGCGUUUACUAGACCGUAUAUCUCGACUAUCCAACACCACCCGAACGGACAGAUCAUACAAACAUUUCAGCACAGUCCUGCAAUUCCUCAAUCUUCCCUGGUUCAACAGACUCUGGAUAGUACAAGAGGUUGUCUUCAAUGUAGAGGUCUGCUUGAUAUGUGGUGAAAUGGAACUCCCCUUUUCCCGACUUGUCUCUGCGCUUUCUAUCAUAAAACGUGAGGAUUCAUGGCACGAGCCUGGUGGCGAGGCAAAAUCGGAAGCCAUUGUGGAGAUUGGGAGACUCUGGAAUAUCUAUUCGCUCUUUCGCGAGAACAAUACUGAAGAAGAAACGGCUGUCAGAGGUGAAACCCAGAUUCUUCCCUUGCUGGAGAAGUUUGGGUUGUACGAAUGCACUGAUCCACGGGAUCGCAUAUUCGCCUUGUGUAGUAUGGCCAACGAUGUAAGACCU
Messenger RNA from Alternaria alternata, 873 nucleotides. RefSeq names its product HET-domain-containing protein. The record is from RefSeq and is a predicted model, not a curated record. The transcript has a single exon. The annotation marks the transcript as partial. Lineage: Eukaryota; Fungi; Ascomycota; Dothideomycetes; Pleosporales; Pleosporaceae.